Messenger RNA from Arachis duranensis, 964 nucleotides. RefSeq names its product thioredoxin H-type. The record is from RefSeq and is a predicted model, not a curated record. Lineage: Eukaryota; Viridiplantae; Streptophyta; Magnoliopsida; Fabales; Fabaceae. The coding region runs from base 228 to 644 and encodes 138 amino acids. The transcript has 5 exons.
AACGUCAAUUUUAUUCACGCCAGCACAUGACUCUUGCUCCUUAUCUUCUCCGAAAAGUAGUGAUAGUUUCUCAAAUUCCCCUUUAAAUAUUCAAUUUGCUGUUCUUAACCCUUUCAGUGUUUCUAUCUGCAGCAAUUCAACUAUCUCAGACUUAGACCCUUCAAUUGUUUCAGAACUUGGUGGUAUUUCCUCUCAAACUUCAGAAUUUGUGGCUUUUGAACAAUUAUAUGGGGAACUGUUUGGAUAAGGAUGAAUCUACGGAUACACAUUCUGAUCAACACGUGGAGUUAGCUUCUGGAAAUGUGAAACUUAUUAGCAGCACCGAAGCUUGGGAGCAAAAGUUGGAAGAAGCAACGAGAGAUGGCAAAACUGUGAUCCUGAAUUUCAGUGCUACUUGGUGUGGUCCUUGUAAAAUGAUUGCGCCGUAUUACUGCGAGUUAUCUGAGAAAUUCACAUCGAUAGUGUUCUUAAUAGUCGAUGUGGAUGAACUAAGCGACUUUGCCGCUACAUGGGACAUCAAAGCCACGCCAACUUUCUUCUUUUUUCAAAAUGGACAACAAGUUGACAAACUUGUAGGAGCAAACAAGCCAGAGCUGCAGAAGAAGAUUGCUGCCAUUACCGACUCGGUUCCAAAGUGGCAGUAACUGUUGUUUUGUUCAUCGGUUCUUGUACGAAACAAGCCGUGUGCAUUCUCCUUUUUGCAAGUCACAACUUCGAGGUCAAGGCUGAGUGUGAUCUAGGUGUUUUUUCCAGUGACUGAAUGUUUCUACAUGUUCUGCAGUGACUUGAAUGUCUUCAAAUUUUUUCUCCUUGGGUGUAAAUAGAAGAUGUUUCAUUUGAAUUGUCUCUGAUUCAAAGUAAUGUGGCUGUAUUGUAACAAGCUUGUUUUGCUAAUUGGUAAUGCCAAAAUUUGUUGUGACUUUGUUGUCAAAUUUAAAUGAAAUGUGAUUCCCUUUCUAUUGGA